UCAGGCUCAAACUUGAGCUUGAACGUUGAUGUCGACGCACCUGACCGAAUCCUGGUACAAUACCUUCCAUUAGGUUCAUUUAACAGUACGUCGGGUAACAUUCGUGUCCAUCACAAUCAAUACUUAGUGCUUUAGCUGCUGACGCUGACCGCAGUGUUUCAAACACUACACGACUGCCAUGUCGACUUGCAUUAAUGCAAAGUUGCCAUCUGAGCUUGUCGACAACAUAAUUGAUCAUCUACACGACGAUAAAGCAUCAUUACAAUCGGCGUCUCUGGUCUGCCACCUAUGGAACCCAGCAGCUCAAUUUCACGCCUUUUCGUCCUUAUUUUUGAAUCAACGACGGAAUGGCAAUUUUGAGUCGUUUUCUUAGAUGGUUACUCGAUUCAUGGCAGAGAUCGCUCACUGCUGUUCACAUACCAUCCAGCUCGAACUCUGCGGCUUUGACUUCACCUUAUCAGCGCUUCAUGAACUCCUCAAAAGCCUGCCUUCGCUGCGCAAGCUGAUUCUUACAUACUCGGUUCUGAUACCGGGCCCGGAGCCUACCCAUGAUGUAUUCAUUGAAACAUUGAUGCUCAAAAGUAUCCGUUUAUCAGUCCAUUCGACUCCAUCCGAAUCAUCAACUUCCGUACUAUCCAGACUUCUCGGCCUUUUCUCCACCAUCCGUCAUUUGCACAUUGAGGAUUCACUGCCCCAGGAUCUCGUAUCUCCUGAGCAUUUUACUCUCCCUAGCAAUGUGACCCUCACGAGUCUCGCCUUGCAUAACAGGGUCGAUGAAUAUGGUGCAUUCCUCGCAAAGCUACAGGCUACUGCUACUAUCCAUUCUCUGCGACAUCUGGAUUUAUCCUUCAUCCAUGGUCGGGACCGAUUCUACCGGACUCGAGACUUCUUGCCGAAUGUGAAGCACUCCCUCCGCUCUAUCCGUUUGGGCAUGGUGGAUGGAAUGAGUCCUUGGACUCCCCAUGAAGUUGGAGGAGAUAUAGCGGAAGCAUAUAGAAAGCUUUCGCUCUCUUCAUUCAACUCCCUUGAGACGAUUUCACUGCUGAUCCCUUACGCAAAUCACCGCGACCAUGCGUUGUUACACCUCUCCGCAGUUGACACACUACCGCUUCGCAUUCGCAAUCUCACUUUGGAAUUCUACUUCUCAGUGUUGACCGAGGUUGAAUGCUUCUCUGACAUAGACAUGUGGGCGGAUUUGGAGUCCAAGGUGACUCGGUUCACACGCUUGGAAGCUUUCAACUGUGUGGCAGUUAGCCACACAGGAAGCGAGAGGUACCCAUUGAGCGACGCUGCGCAGCGUGAGCUUCGAGAACGAUUACCGAGGCUAUCUGCGAAGGCAUUACUACGAUUCCGAUAACCUCUGGAUGCUAUAUCGAUGCAGUAGCACUGCUUCAUGAUCCAAAUGUACAACAACGUCUGGUAGGACACUUGAUGCUUCUCUAGCUCACUUAAAUGUUAAUACAACAGAAACAGUGUUUCCCGAUCCGACCAACCAGCCAUUGACAGUAUACAGAAUAAUGCAAGUCCAGCUAGUGUAAUACAGUCAAACAAAUACAUCAACAACAUCCAAAGGGAAAGCGACGAGAAAUCCUGGUCCUAACGAAUUAAAAAUGGGACGAUGCCAAUCCCGCUACAACAAUAACGAACGAAUAAAAGGAGGGAUGAUCUACUACGACAACAAAGGGAUGAAACCAAUACAAUGCAAUGGAGACAGGGAGGAUACGGAGAGUGUGUGCGUGUGUGUGGUAGGGAGAGAAGCGUUAAACGAGAGCAGCGUCUGCCAGGUAUUUACGGAAUAUGGAAUCGGAUACGUUGGUGAUGAUGCUCUUUGUGGCCUUGGUAUCCUAAGCGCAACACAUUUCCCGUGUU
This is a messenger RNA of Somion occarium, 1869 nucleotides long. The record is from the annotation of a GenBank genome assembly. NCBI's taxonomy places the organism in Eukaryota, Fungi, Basidiomycota, Agaricomycetes, Polyporales, Cerrenaceae.